Momordica charantia (bitter melon) is the source of this 3263-nucleotide messenger RNA. Lineage: Eukaryota; Viridiplantae; Streptophyta; Magnoliopsida; Cucurbitales; Cucurbitaceae. The record is from RefSeq and is a predicted model, not a curated record.
CCGGCGGUCCCUACCGCGUCAAAAAUUCCUAACCGAAACCGUUUGUUUUUCCGCUUUUCAAUUAUUUAUUAUUCGUUUUUUUUUCUUUUACCGUCGCCGAUCGGCGGCGAUUCUAGUUCAUUUCUUUCCAAUAAAUUUCAUCAAAGAUUAAUUUCCUUGAUCUAUAUCUUCACUCUCCGUCGAUCAGUGGCCAAAUCGAAAAAAUCUCUCGCCCUAGGAAUUUUACCGCCGAUUUGCCCGCCGGCGAGUCUUCCGUCAGCCGCUGUCUCUCCGGCGAUUCAUCACUCUUCACGAGAUCGAAGUGAUUGGAUUUUUGUCGGCAUUUUCUUGGUGGAUUGUUGUGCAGUGGAAGAAGAGUUUGGAGCUUUUUUUAUCUCUCGAUUGGCUGCUCUGACAGUUGAUAGAGAGGAUUGCUGCUUAAUCUGCUUCGUCCUCUUUUUGUGGAUCAUCGAAUAAGGAAAAAGACAGGGAGAGAAGUUUUUAAUUGAGACGUUGGUGCUGUUUUGUUGAUUGCGGGAUGAAUGAAGAAAUCCAUGACUGCCAGAUGUGUUCUGAUAUGAAGAUUUUUAUCGAUGUGGUCUGAUUUUGAUUGUGUGGAUGGAUGUAUUUGAAUCAGAUUCAAUAAGGAAGCAUUCAGCAACAGGGGAGACCCCAAGACCUCCACUGGUUCCGGCUGAGAGAAACAAUGUACUCGCCACCCGGCGCUCUCGGACGAGGGAAGUUAGUUCUAGAUAUAAGUCACCAACUCCCUCAGCGCGUUCCUCGCCCCGGCGCUGUGCAUCGCCGAAUGACUCCAGAACCGUGUCUACUUCCUCCCAAUUGGUUCAGAAGAGAGCCCAAUCGGCUGAGAGGAAGCGGCCCUCCACGCCCCCUUCCCCAUCGAGUCCAUCAACUCCGGCCAACGACUUGUCCACUGAUUUAAGAUUGUCUUCAAGAAGGACAGCUGGCGGUCGAUUGGCUGAAGGUUUAUGGCCUUCGACCAUGCGGAGUUUAAGUGUCUCUUUCCAGUCUGACUCAAUUUCUAUUCCUGUCAGUAAGAAGGAAAAACCAGUCCCUGCUUCUCCAUCUGCUGAUCGAACAUUGAGGCCAUUUUCUAAUGUCACUCACAAGCUGGUUGAAACACCUAUGGUCUCAAGGAAACCUACACCGGAGAGAAAGAGGAGUCCUCUUAAAGGGAAGAAUGUGACUGACCAGUUGGAGAAUUCUAAGCCAAUGGAUGGGUUGCAUACCCGGCUUAUAGAUCAGCAUAGAUGGCCAAGUAGAAUUUGUGGGAAGGUGUCGUUAAAUGUCUUAAGUCGAAGCGUGGAUCUUACUGAUAAAAUAAUUCGGAGUGCUGGACCACUUCCAGGAAUUGGAUUGUCUUCAUUGAGGAGAACUGCGUCUGAUUCAAUGAACAAACUUUUGCAGAAAUCUAGUAAUGAUUCUAUGAGGAUUCUUUCACCUGAUGAUGGUCUUACAACGGAAAUUGGGUUGUCUUCAUCAAGGAGAACUGCAUCUGAUUCAAUGAACAAACCUUUGCAGAAAUCUAAUAAUGAUUCUACGAGGAUUCUUUCACUUGAUGAUGGUCUUAGAACGGAAAUUGGGCUGUCUUCAUCGAGGAGAACUGCAUCUGAUUCAAUGAACAAACCUUUGCAGAAAUCUAAUAAUGAUUCUAAGAGGAUUCUUUCACUUGAUGAUGGUCUUAGAACGGAAAUUGGGUUGUCUUCAUCGAGGAGAACUGCAUCUGAUUCAAUAGGCAAACCUUUGCAGAAAUCUAAUAAUGAUUCUACGAGGAUUCUUUCACUUGAUGAUGGUCUUAGAACAGAAACUGGGUUGUCUUCAUUGAGGAGAACUGCAUCUGAUUCAAUGAACAAACCUUUGCAGAAAUCUAAUAAUGAUUCUACGAAGAAUUUUUCACUUGAUGAUGGUCUUAGAACGGAAAUUGCAACAAAUUCAGUUGACGAUUGUUCAUCGCAGGGAUCAGGAAUUCCAAGGCUUGUUUCUAAUGUCUUAUCAGAUAGGAUAAAAUCAACUCCUGCUGUCAGAUCUCAGUCUUUGCCAACAUCUGGAUCCCGUCUUCUACCUUCACCCGUUAGAAUCUCAGUGCCAUUACCCUCUGUUUCCAGAGGAUCAAGUCCAGCCCGGUCAAGACCAUCAACUCCUACUAGGGGUGUCAGUCCAUCUCGAACCCGGCAGACUAGUUCCAGUCAAUCCAACAGUUCAACUUCGGUGCUCAGUUUCAUUGCAGAUUUUAAGGGUAAAAAAGGUGCUAAUUAUAUUGAAGAUGCUCACCAGCUGCGGCUAUUAUAUAAUAGAUAUAUGCAAUGGAGAUUUUCUAAUGCACGAGCAGAAGCAUUACUUGACAUGCAGAAAGCAGAUGCAGAGAGAAUGCUAUAUAAUGUCUGGAUAGCUAUGCUUCGUAUUUGGGAUUCGGUAACCAGAGAUAGGAUUGAUCUCCAUCUGGUGAAGCUAGAGCUUAAGCUGAAUAAAAUCAUGAACGAUCAAAUGUCCUACCUUGAUGAAUGGGACACACUUGAGGGAGACCAUAUCAAUUCGAUGUCGGGUGCAUUGUUAGAUCUAGAGGCCAGCACUCUCCGAAUUCCAGUAACUGCAGGGGUAACGGCAGAUGUUGAAUCAUUGAAAGGUGCUAUCUGCUCAGCUCUUGACGUGAUGCAAGUAAUGGCAUCCUCCAUAUGCUCCUUGCUUUCAAAGGUGGAGAGAAUGAAUGGGUUGGUUUCGGAACUUGCGGUCCUCGCUUCACGAGAGAAGGCAAUGAUAGAUGAAUGUGAAUCACUGCUGGCUUCAACAACGGCAGUGCAGGUAGAAGAGUACAGUCUUAGGACACAUCUCAUACAAAUGAAACAAGCUUUGGAAAACACAACUCUAAAUCUUCUUCCCCAUCAUUACAGCUUCAACUACAACUACAACUACAACACCACUUUCAUAACCCCUCACCAACCAAGCUAACAAAUCAUACUUCCAAAAAAUGCCACUUGUAUUUGCUUCCUCCAUCAUAAAUGUAAAUUUGAUUAUUUAUUUAUUUAUAUAUAUAUACACACACAUCAUAUAUAUGGAAAGGAAAUGCAGAAAGUUCCAAAGGCUUCCAAAAAGAAUGUCAAUGAAAAUGGAAGUAGAAAUUCUUCCAUUUGUAUGAGUUGGGGUAAUUUAUUUUCUUUUCUGUUAUUUUUGGGUUAUUUAAUUGGUUAAGUUAUGAAUUUGUUUGGAACUUUGGUACUAAUUUAGGGUCUCUAUUGUCUAAAGAGUUUCAGUUUGGUUUUUGUGAA